AUGAACCCCUAUUCUGGCACAAGCACGCUAGCCAAGGUGCUGCGGUUCUCGGCGGUGGGCGUGGGCCUGGUGUACGGCUCCAUCAAGAUGUCGUACUACAAGGCAAGCCGCCUGCUGCACUCAGCUGCUGCACCCCACCAUGCCCGUGGCACCGGGUUGCCGCGCCCGCUGGGCGUCCUGCUCAUUUCCAGCUCCCUCGCCGCCCUCGCGCUGCUGCAGAGCCAGGCAGCAAAGGCGGCCAAGAAGGCGCACCACUGA
Chlorella variabilis is the source of this 258-nucleotide messenger RNA. RefSeq lists its product as hypothetical. NCBI's taxonomy places the organism in Eukaryota, Viridiplantae, Chlorophyta, Trebouxiophyceae, Chlorellales, Chlorellaceae. Bases 1 to 258 code for a protein of 85 amino acids. The transcript has 2 exons. The record is from RefSeq and is a predicted model, not a curated record.